Messenger RNA from Acyrthosiphon pisum (pea aphid), 1404 nucleotides. RefSeq names its product DNA polymerase zeta subunit 2 (gene PolZ2). Bases 628 to 1287 code for a protein of 219 amino acids. NCBI's taxonomy places the organism in Eukaryota, Metazoa, Arthropoda, Insecta, Hemiptera, Aphididae. The transcript has 5 exons. The record is from RefSeq and is a predicted model, not a curated record. Gene Ontology annotation, cellular component: zeta DNA polymerase complex.
AACCACGAUUAAAGAUAUCUUUAAUCGUGGUCGUAUCUUCUAAGACAGUGCUUCAAGACAAUCAAAACACAUAUUUUUAAGUAUUGUAUUUUUAUACGGAGACACGGAGUACAGACUUGAGUUGUAACUUGUAGCAUAGAACAGUAGUAUUGUAUAGUCAUAUUUAUUGAAUAAAUAAAUAUUAUGUAAUAAUAAAUAUUAAAUAAAUUAUUAUAUUAAUUAAAUAAUAAUUUCAUCUAUUUUGUGUCUUAACCGUGGAUAAUUUUAUUAUUAUUAUUUGGUUGUUCUAUGAUAUCACGGCCAAGGUGGAUAAUAUAUAUAGCUUAUGUUUAUUAUAUUUAUAUCUGUACCAUAGAUAAAAGAUACAUUAUCUGUGCCCUGUGGAUACAUAAUAAAAUAAAGAUAUCUUACUAUUUUGGGACAAGAGUUACGACAAGUUGACAUCAUUAUAGUUUAUAAUGUUACAUAUUAUGUCUGUAGUCUGGAACUCCGGAAUCAAGAUUCACCAAACAAGUACCAACUGUAGUAGUGUAGUUAAAAACUUUUGAGUUUGAACUGUUGUUAUGAUAAAGAUCAAAGCACACUUAAUUUAGAAACUUUAAGACUAGAACAAAAAUAGAGAAUGCAAUGAGUAAAGAAAAGAUUUCGGAUAGUGUAUCUGUACUUAUAGAACUUAUAGAAGUAUCUAUUCAUUGUAUACUGUACGCAAGAAAAAUAUAUCCAGAAGGUAUUUUUGAACUAAAGAAGAAAUACAAUGUACCUGUGCAUGUUUCUAUUUAUCCAAAGUUGAAUUCCUAUAUAAACGGUACACUCAAUGCUGUCAAAAGUUUAUUGAAAUUAAAAAAAUUGUGCAAAUUGGAUGUUUGUUUUUAUAACAAGGUUGGAGUUGUAGUUGAACGUUUUGUAUUCAACAUUCGUAAUGUUGAACUUGAAUUGAAUUUAUCAGAUUUUUCGAAUUUAAGAGAUCCAUAUUUAAUAAAGUUAGAACAAAUGUUGAGAGCUUUCUGUUUAAAACUAACAGUUAGUGAUUCUCUGUUAAAGCCUUUACCUUCAAGUUGUACAUUUCAGAUUCACAUUCAUACAACUGAAACAACAUCCAUUGAAAUUCAAAAGGAUACAGAAGAAUUUCCAUUAAUACCUUGUGAAAAAAAAGAUACAAUUUUAACAUCACCUGCAAUAGUGCCAAUGCGCAGUAUUGACUGUGAACAUUUAAAUUUAGAAAUCUAUGCUGAAGAAGGAAAUAAAGAUGAAGACCCAGAUUUAUUUACACAGAGUCCAUUGUUUUAAAUACACUGAAAAUAUGUUGUUCUUGUAAAAACUAUAGAAUUAUUAUACAGACCAGUAAAACUAUGUCAAAUUUCAUAAGUUAUUUAGUAAUAUAUUUGUUAUUUGAUUAUAUAUUUA